Python bivittatus (Burmese python) is the source of this 2923-nucleotide messenger RNA. It is a transcript of the gene CHGB, whose product is annotated as chromogranin B. The record is from RefSeq and is a predicted model, not a curated record. Gene Ontology annotation, cellular component: secretory granule. Lineage: Eukaryota; Metazoa; Chordata; Lepidosauria; Squamata; Pythonidae.
AUGAAUCAAUGUCUGAAAACUGGUUCAUUGAAGAACACAGGUGUUAAUACAAAUAGCUUUGUGAGUACUAACAUUCAGGAAAGUGACAAGAGUUAAUAGGUUCCAAGUGCAGUUACUGACUGUAAGACCACAUGCACUGUGCUAAAUGGAAUUCUGCUCUUGCGCAAGCAGCACAAAGAGAAAAGUCUGAAUAGAAAACAUGAUGAUGAAUAUGUAAAAAUGGGAUUAAUUUGGGCUGGAGAUCCACCUACUCCUAACCCCUUAGUGCUUGCCCAGGAAGUUUGUGCUAAGAACUGUUCAUAUUAUGGCAUGGGAUUCAUAAAACAAUUCAAGUGAUAAAUAAAUCUGGAUUAAAGUUUUGGUGCAAAAUUUAGUUUAAAAGGGGGAAUGAAUCGGCAUACAAACAUACAAUCGUAAUAAUUACCUUAUCCAUCAAAAAUAUGGACUUCCAUGUUCUGGUCAAGUGCAAACUAAAGUGGCAAACUUACCUAAGCUCUUCUUGACAGAUAAACGUUCAUAUGCAAGAACACUUGUAACAGGGGGUUGCUCUUACAAGAGCAAGUAGUCCUCCAUAUGCAUUCUGUGAGACGAUUCUUUCUAGGUCAGGUUAAAUAUUUGUAUCCAUUCAAACUGUGAAUACAGAUUCAAAAAUUGCUGGUUUCUCCCCAUAGUGCCCAUAGAAGAGCCCCUUUGCUUUCUUUGCUACAGCUUGAUGGAAUGGCUUUUGCCAGGUGAGAGUUGAGGGGCUGUUGGAGGAAUAGUGAGCAAGUGAUGGAGUCACCACUGACCAUUGUGAGGUGAUCAACAAAAACAAAAAGAGCAAAAUAUACACCAAAACAUGGAACUUGACACAAGAACCUUAUCUGAAUCAGAAGAAUUAAGUAAGCAGUCAGAAGGGACUGUGAGGGAAGAACAAGAUGUGAGUGAAGAAGAGUUUAAAAGACAGGCAGAAGGAGAUGCUAAGUGGCAUCUGGAGGCAAAAAAACAUGGGGGAAGCAGUCACCAACAAACUGCCUCCCAAGGGACUCCUUAUGCUUUGGAUAGAGCCCAUAAAGAAGACAAAAAGAAUGAGAAUGAAAAAGAAACUGAGGAAGAUAAUGAUAAAAGAAAUCACCAUAAUGGAGAUGGAGGCAAAGAAAAGAAAGCCAGUGAAGAAGUAGAAUCUGAGCUUCUAGAGAAAAAAUCCAUUCUUACAUCUGGAAAAGUGAAUGAGGAUGAUUACAAGCAUUCUCAUGGCCAAAAGUAUGUGGAAGAAAUAAUUCAAAGUCAAGAAAGGGAAAAUGAAGACAGCAAGGAAGAAGAGGAAGAGGAGGAAGAAAAGGAAGAGGAGGAAGAGGAGGAGGAGAGCAAUGAAAAGUAUCAUCAUAGUUUUCAUGAAGAAUUUGAAGAUUCUUCAGAGAGGGAAGAUGGUGAAACAGAGAAACAAGACCACAAAUCAGGACAUUAUCGAAGGAAACCAAGACUGGGUAAGUCCUCUGAAUACAACAGUCAUCAUAACGGUGAAAAGAGGGACUCACCUGAAGAACUUAGUGAGGAAGAAAGUGAAUUCUGGGAUAAAAGGAGCCAUCACCCCAACCAUUUUUAUGAGAGAGGACAUUACUUUGUGGAGCCAAGAAACUCUAUUGAGAUGCAUAGGUCUGAGGAAAUGGAGAGAGAGAGCAAGAGUAAAGGAUAUUGGGACCAACACUAUAACAGCCAAGAGGACAACGAUGAAGACAUGAAGCAUCACAGUAGGGAAAAUGAAAGGAAACAGUACCAGUAUAUGAGGAAAAGACUUUUUGGUGGACCAUCAAGGGCGAUCAGACAUCAUCACUAUGAAGUAAGGAUGCCUUACAGCAAAGCAAGGGAGGAAAAUGGAGGCAAGAAACAAAGUUAUGACAGCAUAGAUGAGAAGAGGCACCAUGACCAAUCAAAUGUACAGCUAGAGGAGAUGCCAAAACCACUAAGCAAAGAGAGAGAAGAUGGAGAGCGAAGACUCAACAGCCAAGAAGCCAGGGAAGAAAAGCACUAUCCUAGUAUUGGUGAAGGAGAGCUGGAAACUACACACUACAGUGAGAGAGGAAAGCACUUUGAUAAUAAAAGGACUCUUCUGUUAGAGGAGGGCUACCCAAGAAGCCACUAUCUUGUAGAAAAUGUGAAAAGAGCUUUAAAUCCAUAUUAUUACCAGCAGCCCAGGUGGAAAAACAGAUCUGUGGACAAGAAAGCUGAUAUCCUCGAUCCAUUGUUGGAGAGUGAAGAAGAACGCAAGUCCCGCUUGAAUAAGGAGGAGUUCUUCCCCGAGUAUAACGAUUAUGAUUUGUGGGAGAAGAAGCAGAUCCUGGAUGGCUUAAAUCACAAGCAGGACAACAGUAACAAUCCUGAGAGGCUAUAUAAACCUGAGGUAAAAAGGCAGUAUGACAGAAUGGAUGAGCUGGCCCAUCUUCUGAGCUACCGGAAGAAAUCUGCAGAAUUUCCAGAAUUGUACAGCUCAAAAGAAGACAUUGAAAGGGGACACAUAAUAAGAAGUGGCAAGGACAAAUUUAAUCAGAGGCCUCUGACACCAGAAGAGGAGAAAGAACUGGAAAACCUGGCUGCUAUGGAUUUGGAACUGCAGAAGAUAGCUGAAAAAUUCAACAAUAACCAGAGGGGAUGAAUUUUAUUUGACGUAAUGUGGUAUGGUGAAGAGUAGCUUUAUUUAAAGUAUCCUGUAUUUACUAGUAAAGUCACUGCCUCAAAUGUUGUUCUUCUCCCCUAAUUAGAAAUAGUUUACCAUCCUUUAAAUAUAUAAUUUACACCAGUACAAAGCAUUUUUCUGUUCCAAAUGUGCUAGAAAGAUUUGCUCAGCUCAGCAUGAAUUCUAGCCCUCUGAAUUUUGAAAUGUAUGAGAAUUGUGUGUGUGUUCUUCAGAAAUAUAUUAUCUCAGUACAAAGUAAUAAACUUUACA